Vespa crabro (European hornet) is the source of this 1216-nucleotide messenger RNA. Its product is annotated as cilia- and flagella-associated protein 97-like. Gene Ontology annotation, biological process: spermatogenesis. The coding region runs from base 1 to 807 and encodes 268 amino acids. The transcript has 2 exons. NCBI's taxonomy places the organism in Eukaryota, Metazoa, Arthropoda, Insecta, Hymenoptera, Vespidae. The record is from RefSeq and is a predicted model, not a curated record.
AUGACAAUGUCUAAUUUACAAGACGUAAAAACAAAUUAUAUGUGUCAAUGUACUCUUUCUAUCACCGAUGAAAUUGUAUCAAAGCAAAUUUCUGAAACCAAAGACAAUUUUAAUAAUGUACCAAGUAUACAUGAAGUUGAUGAAAAUGAUGAUGAUGAUAACGACGAUAAUAACUGUGAAACUAAUAUUAUUAAUUCAACAAAUUUACAAGAUAUUGAAGAUCAUGAAACUGAAAAGGAUAAAGAAAAAAGUACCCUCGAGGAUGAAUUUGCAUAUACAAAUGAAUCUUUUUGUUCUGAUGAUUCUUGUGAUGAAUCAGAGGAAACUACAUCACAAUAUUUAAUUAGUGGUUCUUGCUCACUUUUUGUCAAUGAUGAUAAAUAUAAAGAAAAUGAAAAAUUAGAAAAUGUGAACGACAAAGAAAAGGAAAUAUUUUACAAUAGAGAAAGCAAAGAGAGUAUAAACGUAGAAAAAAAUGGAAGGAUUUGGCACAAUAAUGAAAAAAAUAUAGAAUUUGGAAAAACAAAAAUAAGAAGGAAAAACAUGAGCUUUACAGAUGAGGAAGUACGGAAAAUUGAACAUGAAAAUGAACUUUUAUUAAGAAAAAUAAUGGCACAACACCAGCCUCGUGAUAAAGUUUUUAGAGGAAAUAUUCUACCCAAAAUGAGUAGUUCAGCUAUAAAUAGGAAAAGAUUACAAAAGAAAAUAGAGGGAGAUAAUAUGAUACUUCUUCGUAGAAUACAACAAGCAAAACCAUGUGUGAUACCAAAGUCAACUACGCCAGGCUAUAGAAUGACUUUUAUAUGACUAUCAAAUUAAUUAGAAUCUAAGAUUGCUAUAUUUAUAUCAAGAUUUUAUUUACUAAAUCUAUAAUUAUAUGUCUCUAAAAAUGUAUAAAAUGUAUUACAUUUUAUGGCACUAUUUUUAUUUAAUAUGUCCAAAUGUAAAAUACUACUUCUUCAUAUCGUAAUAUGUUUAAAAAGAUUCGAUAAUUGUGCAAUCAUUAAGAGAUUUUUAUUGAAACAGUAAUUACCAGUCUUGAAGAGUAGGUACAUAUUUUUAUUUUGCUUUGUAUACAUCACAACUUUGUAAAAUGUCUUGAAAACUUACUACAGAAAUUUCUACAAGUCAAGACUAUAAAAAUCACAGUUCUCACUCGUUUUUUAAUAACUUAAUUAUCAUUUGUGUAUUACCAGAAUUACAAUAUUCUCAGAUA